AUGUCUAAAUUAAUCAGUUUCGAAGAUUUCCUAAGUUAUGCCAAUGCAUUGAAUGCCACCAUAGGUCUUGUGGCCUACGAAAAACCUAAUACCAAACCUCUUAAGAAACUCAUAUUCGAUGUGAUUUUUUGGCUUAAUUUUAUAAAUUUAAAUUUGGUGCUACUCGGCGAAUUGGUUUUUGUCAUAGAAUCAGUGAAUGGUCGUCAUGAAUUUCUCGAAAUGAUUAUGGCUUUAUCCUACAUUGGUUUUGUGGCACUGGGAAGUUUUAAAACAUGCAUUAUCAUGCAAAAGAAAUCGCAUCUGACCACCUAUGCCAGGGAUAUGAAUCAAAUAUUUCCAAAUGCAUCGAUUGCAGUUCAGCGAGAAUUAAAUGUUCGAAAAUAUUUGAAAUAUUCGAAAUUCUUUUCAAUUAUGUUUUCGACAAUGUGUUUGGCAAUGUUGGUAUUCUUUAACUUUGAGGCCAUAACUGAAUGGUUAAUUGCCACCGAAUUACGGGGAGAUCAAAAUGCAGCACAACACCUACCGUAUUUCAUGUAUGCUCCAUGGGAUUGGACGGGAAAUCAUUGGUCAUAUUAUCUGCUGUAUGGUAUUCAGUGUUGGGCCGGUCAUACUUCGGUAGUGGCCCAGUUUUCAAGUGAUUUACUCUUAUAUGCCUUCAUUGGCCAGCUGAUAAUGCAUUUUGAGGCCAUAACUAAGGAUGUUAGCAACUAUAGGCUGCGGAGCUGCACUGCUGAUAUGGAUUUUCUGCGAAACAUUGUUUUCAAACACAGUAUUUUAUUGGAGCUAUCGGAACGUAUUAAUGACUUAUUUGGCUUAUCAUUGUUUGUUAAUUUUGCCACCUCAGCUGUGGUCAUGUGCUUCUUAGGUUUCCAGAUGUCAAUUGGAGCUUCGUUCGUCAAUUUAUUGAAAUUGGUUUUAUUUUUAAUACUCAUGCUGACACAAGGAUUCCUAAUUUGCCAUUUCGGUCAGCUUUUGACAGAUGCGAGUCUAAGUAUUGCUUAUGCCGCCUUUAAUCAGAAUUGGAUAAGCAGCGAUGUGUGUUGUCAAAAAAUGUUAAUAUUAAUUACAGAAAGAGCACAAAAACCCGUCAUACUUAAGGCCACAACACUGGUGCCAGUCUCUCGUGCAACAAUGACCCAGCUCCUACAAAUUUCCUAUAAAUUCUUCGCUUUAUUGAGAACAAUGUAUGUGCAGUGA
Messenger RNA from Musca domestica (house fly), 1197 nucleotides. Its product is annotated as odorant receptor 85b-like. Gene Ontology annotation, molecular function: olfactory receptor activity; odorant binding. Gene Ontology annotation, cellular component: plasma membrane. The record is from RefSeq and is a predicted model, not a curated record. Bases 1 to 1197 code for a protein of 398 amino acids. The transcript is spliced from 4 exons. Gene Ontology annotation, biological process: detection of chemical stimulus involved in sensory perception of smell; sensory perception of smell. NCBI's taxonomy places the organism in Eukaryota, Metazoa, Arthropoda, Insecta, Diptera, Muscidae.